AUGGCUUUCUCCGUCGAGGUAACGAGCCGGGUGGGCGUGAGCAAGGACAAUCCUGAUUACAGCUCAUUUCGCAAAUGGCUCACCCCAAUCAAGGCGCGCGCCACUAUCCACCCAGAUGAGAGCAGACCUCCUAUCCAAAUAGGAGAGGCACUCGGUUUCAUUAUCAGCCGGUCCGCGAUCCGUUUGGAGUUCCGUGACAUCAUGGAAGCUCCCCACAAAGGAACCAUGGACCUCGCCCUUGACUUAUUUGACCGGUACGGACGGCUCAAGGAAGAAAUUAGAGAGCAUGCCCUGCGAAAGGGCUCGGGUGUAUGGGGCAAAGAAUUGGAUGAAGGGAACCUCGUGUUGAUUGAAGAUAUCCUGGUGGAGAGGAAACACCGGAGGAAACGGGUCGGGUCAAAGCUCGUCUUGCACAUCCUAGAAGAGGCCAUGAAGCCACGGAACCGCAGGGCCGACAAACGCACCACACUACCGCAUCACGAAGACUCUGAUCCGAGGCGCGAGGAUGAGGAAAUGCUCGACAGCGACUCUGACGAAGAGCUUGUUGAAUGUCACGAGGAUUUCACGCAGACUAGGCACAAGAAGAGCGAGUGGGACGAGCGUUGGUGUGCAAAAACACUCCUGGACAAAGAAGCUCUCAUCUUCUUGAAGUCCCACACGCGGGACGGAGUCUUGGAAGAGUUCCCUCUUGGGUCUAAGGACGGACGCGGUGACACUGUUCUCCACGUUGCCGCAAAGGCUUCUAAGCCUCGCUGUGUGGCGUGGCUUCUUCGGCAACCGACUGAGGCAAAACUCGCCGAGACCAGAAACUAUGCGGGCUAUACACCAUUGGAAGCACUACAGGCGCAGCUAGAAACCCGCAGAAUACAGGUGCCUUUCGGCCACGGCCGUGUGCGACUUGUGGCAGAUAAGUUCGAUGGUUUUGAUGAAGACUCCGUGACGAGCCUUCUCCUACUCCAAGGAGAGAUGACGCCGUCACCUGAGCAGCUGAUGAGGGCUAAGUUUGGUUGUAGUUGCAGCCAGUGCCUGGGAGGCUUCUUGAGCCCGCGCAUGUUGAAGAAGCUGAGUGAUCAAGCCCAUAUGCAACACGCGUUUCUCACCAAUCUCCGCCAACCUGGUGAAAAUGGCUGGUAUACAGAAUUUAAGGACUUACUUGCUUAUUUUCCUGAAUCUUUCCGGUCUCAGGUCAGGCACAGCAAGGCUCUCCAAACAGCCUUUGUCUUGCUCAUGAGCGCUGUGGCUGGCUGCCUCUCUGGAAGGAAAAUCCCCUGCAAGGCUUCUGUUGUCGAAUAUCUUCAAGGUACCGAGCCGUGGGAGCGGGUUCAAAGUCAGUAUUUCUCGAAAGGUGGAACGGUCGCUUGUGUAGCAAAUGCCGUUUUCGGCAAUGCCGAACAUCUCGAUCUAGAGGUUGGUGAUACGAUCGAAGACACGGAGCCGGAGGAAUAUUACAAGGGCCUUCCAACGUGCCGCAAUGAUUUCGAAUUUGAGUUUGUCCGUCGCCAUUGUGCUGACGACGCCCCUCCGGAAAAGGACCCCUUGCCGGUACCAAUGCCAUGGCUCAUGGAUAUGUUUCGCUUGGAUUUGGAGGGAAAGGAUGUAUUCGAGCAUAUGGGCAUGUGA
This is a messenger RNA of Parascedosporium putredinis, 1620 nucleotides long. NCBI's taxonomy places the organism in Eukaryota, Fungi, Ascomycota, Sordariomycetes, Microascales, Microascaceae. The record is from the annotation of a GenBank genome assembly.